This is a messenger RNA of Mytilus trossulus (common blue mussel), 877 nucleotides long. RefSeq names its product tetratricopeptide repeat protein 36-like. Gene Ontology annotation, biological process: cilium assembly. Gene Ontology annotation, molecular function: protein binding. Lineage: Eukaryota; Metazoa; Mollusca; Bivalvia; Mytilida; Mytilidae. Bases 49 to 612 code for a protein of 187 amino acids. The record is from RefSeq and is a predicted model, not a curated record. The transcript is spliced from 4 exons.
UACGUUCCUUUCCCUUUACUCCUAUUCCCCUGUUGUGACGAUCUUGAAAUGUCGUUUGAUAAUACGCGAAUUUCUGAACAUGAUAAAGAGGUUUUGGACAGAUUGUUUAAUCCAAACUUACCAUACGGUGAUGUAGUUGAAGACAAUAAAGACACGUCACCUACUGAAGAGGAAGUUGAAACUGAAGAAAUAAAACAAGUAAAGAUUCUUGAAGCAGAUGGAGUAAAGGCCGCUGAAACUGGAGACCUCCACAAGUCACUGGACCUCUUCUCUAAGGCCAUUAAUGUAUUACCAAGGAGGGCAUCUGGAUAUAACAAUAGGGCACAGGCACUCAGACUUAAAGGAGAUGUUGAAGGUGCCAUUGAUGAUUUGAAUAAAGCUAUUGAUUUAAGUAAUGGACGUGGUCAGGUGGCUUGUCAGGCCUAUACACAGAGAGGACUUAUCUACAAACUAGAAGGUAUGGAUGAAGAAUCUCUAGAAGAUUUUAAACAUGCAGCUUCUCUGGGAGGACAGUUUGCCAAGCAGCAGGUGGUGGCCAUGAAUCCAUAUGCUGCCAUGUGUAAUCAGAUGUUAUCAGAAGUCUUUCAUAAAAUCAAAUGUGGAGAAAUGUAGGUCAAGGACACAUGAAUGUCAAGGUCAAGCUGGAAAUACAUUAACUUAAAUGAACAUUUUCACAAUUAUAUACUAGAAUCAGAUGAUAGAUCAAUAAAAUGGAGGGACCACCAAACAUGGAAGAGUUGUAUGUUGGAUAAACAAAACAUUGUGCAUCAAAUAAUACUCAAUUAUUUAAAUGACCAUGAAUUAUUUAGGUUGUUGUUUUAAAUAAUACAGAAAAGCAAAGAUUAAAAAAAGCAACAAAUCAGCAUUUUUAAACAAU